This is a messenger RNA of Impatiens glandulifera, 679 nucleotides long. Its product is annotated as 60S ribosomal protein L26-1-like. NCBI's taxonomy places the organism in Eukaryota, Viridiplantae, Streptophyta, Magnoliopsida, Ericales, Balsaminaceae. The transcript has a single exon. Gene Ontology annotation, biological process: cytoplasmic translation; ribosomal large subunit biogenesis. The record is from RefSeq and is a predicted model, not a curated record. Gene Ontology annotation, molecular function: structural constituent of ribosome; RNA binding. Gene Ontology annotation, cellular component: cytosolic large ribosomal subunit. Bases 66 to 506 code for a protein of 146 amino acids.
AGAUUCAACCCUCUUCAUCUUCCGCCGCCAUUGGAGUUGCAGAGCGGAGCUUCUAGAGAGCGAAAAUGAAGUACAACCCGAGAGUAACCAGCUCCCGCAGGAAGAACAGGAAGGCUCAUUUCACAGCUCCGUCUAGCGUUCGACGUGUGCUGAUGAGCGCACCUCUGUCAGCAGAUCUCCGUGCGAAGUACAAUGUUCGAUCUAUGCCUAUCAGAAAGGAUGAUGAGGUUCAGGUUGUCCGUGGAACCUACAAGGCCCGUGAAGGAAAGAUCGUGCAGGUUUACAGGAGGAAAUGGGUGAUCCACAUUGAGCGCAUCACUCGUGAGAAGGUUAAUGGUUCAACUGUUAAUGUUGGAAUCAAUCCAUCUAAGGUUGUUAUUACCAAGCUCCGCCUCGAUAAGGAUCGCAAAUCUCUUCUCGACCGCAAGGCGAAGGGCCGCGCUGCUGCUGAUAAGGAGAAGGGUACAAAGUUCACUACUGAUGAUGUCAUGGAAAAUGUUGAUUGAUUUCAUCAUCUUUUAUAUGGGUAUCUCUCCUUGUGUUCAUUUGAGUUUUAUGUUUUGCUACAAUUUUAGGGUUUUACUACCUGGAUUUUGAAAUCAUUGCUAAACAUAGACUUAAACAUCUUUAGCUUUGGCAUUUUGAUUCAACGCCUAUAACAAUGUUUUUGUUUCAUUGA